Messenger RNA from Rhodofomes roseus, 2746 nucleotides. RefSeq lists its product as uncharacterized. Gene Ontology annotation, molecular function: RNA polymerase II cis-regulatory region sequence-specific DNA binding; DNA-binding transcription factor activity, RNA polymerase II-specific; zinc ion binding. The transcript has 8 exons. The record is from RefSeq and is a predicted model, not a curated record. The coding region runs from base 83 to 2482 and encodes 799 amino acids. Gene Ontology annotation, biological process: negative regulation of transcription by RNA polymerase II; positive regulation of transcription by RNA polymerase II. Lineage: Eukaryota; Fungi; Basidiomycota; Agaricomycetes; Polyporales; Fomitopsidaceae.
CUUCUCUUAUUUUCCCUUUACAUAACUCUCCAUCUCCCGCCUCGCUCGCUGAUCCCCCCUCUGCCUCCCCCGCGCCCAGUCAAUGCCCAACAUUCUCAAUCUCAAGUUCAAAGGCAACAAGUCCUUCGUUCCUUUCAGCAAUCUCAACGAUGGCGACUCGCUGACUUUGACCUGGAAGGUCUGCACCAAGGUGGCAAGCGUCUUGGAGCAGGGACAGCGCCUGGAGAACCUGAGCUGGAGACUGUGGCACCUCCAGAACAUCAUGGUCGACUCGGACAACGCCAAGUCCAAGCGCGACUUCAAGAAGCUGUCGAAAUGCAUGAGCGACAAGCUGGACAAGGAGAAGGGACGGAGCAUCGAAGAGCUCCAGGCACCGGGCUUCAAGCGUAACCACUCGACAGAGCUCCUCCAACAGCGCGCUGCCGAGAGGGAGCGUGAGCGCGAGGCGAAUCAAAACGGCCGGCCCGGGACGAUUCAUCGCAUGCAGUUCACCUUCAGCGUCGACCAGCCCGCGCCACCGACCGCGUCUUCCAUCGACGUGAAGAAGCCCGACUUGAAGCCUUCUGCCGAAUUCAAGGACAACGCCCUCAAACGCGGCCGUCCCGCGACCCGCUCAACCGCCAACCACGACGACACGUCCGCGCACAUCGUCGACAAGGACCAGCCGCUCACGCAGCGCGGCCGAAAGCCUGACCCCGCCGCCACGGAUUCUCGCAGCCCCAAUCACGACAACAUGUACUCUGCUGCCUCCCUCCGGUUCCCCACUUUAUUCUCGAACGACUUCGGCCCGACCGCAUUGCUCUACGCUACUCCCACUGCCACGAACCCGAUGACCUAUGGUGAAGGCGUCGGGUCUGGCAACAACCACGACUUCAGCAUCAUGCGCCCUACCAUUGAACUUCCCCUUGACGAACUACUCAACGCCGACAGCCCGAGCGGCUGGCCUCAUACUAUUCCCAUGCAAGAGGACAUCGAGAUGAAGCCAUCGCACCGGGACUCAUCCUACCCUGCCUCCAGCAGUUCUGGUCGCGGCAGCACCGACGAGGACGAUGCCCUUCUCAGGUCGACCACGGCUCUGCGCAACGUCCCCCCUCUCUCUACGCCCAUCGAGGAUGUGAUGCCUCGCACCAUCACCCCAACUCGGCUCGGCGGCAACGGUACCACGGCUUCGUUGACCAACAUCAACGGCAAACGUCCAUCCCUGAGUGUGCGCACACAGUCGUCCGCGCGUUCCUCUGGCCCUAGCGCCACUCCGGUCAACAACGGAGGCUCGGGACCCCAAAGCUCCAACACGGCGCCUGGCGGCGUCAAGGCGGAAUGCUCGAACUGUGGCGCAACUCACACUCCGCUCUGGCGCCGCGGCUUGAAUGACGAGCUGAACUGCAAUGCCUGCGGACUGUAUUGCAAGCUGCACAAACGUCCUCGCCCGAAAAGCAUGCGCAACAACCAUGGCGAAGGUCGCACGCAGAGCGCCCCCCGAAGCGACGCUCAGGAGGUAGUGGCCCAAUGCCACAAUUGCCACACGACUGCGACGCCGCUUUGGCGCAAAGACGACGAAGGCAGGACAGUGUGUAACGCCUGCGGUCUAUAUUACAAGCUCCAUGGCUCGUCGCGCCCGAUUAGCAUGAAGUCAGACGUUAUUCGCAAGCGAGCUCGUCACGAUGCUCGCCGCGUCGGGAAUGGUCCCUCGGAGACGCCCUCUGCAAGCCCAGGCGCCAGCCGCCGCGCGUCACCUAUCACGGACACACCGACGCUCGCACCAGACUCGUCGACGUCGAUGUACAACGGCGAGCACAUGGACUAUCGCCCCUCGAUGCAAUCCGAGCUCAUGGGCGCCCUCGGUGACACGAACGGGUCGUUCGGCGGCGGAAACAACUACUUCUCAUACUCCGGCUUCCCAGGCCCGUAUAACCCGGACUACCUUGCGCAGACGCAGAGUAUUCCCGCUGACGCACUGCCCUUCGCGUCCGGGGAUUUGUCGGACGUGGACAAUUCUGGCCUGGAGUCUCGCACGAAUAAACGGCGCCGCAUGAGCAACGACUCGGCGUCGGAGCCUCCGUCGUCGGCGGUUUCCCUCAACUCGUACGCGGACUCGUUCACUUCGGCGUCGUCGUCGACGUCACAUUCGCAGCGGUCGUCGGUGGACUGGCCCUACGAUCCGUAUGGCGGGUACGGUUUCAACAACCGAAACAACAACAUGUGGCACCCGCCGAUGCUUCCUCCGGACAGCAACUCGCCGCAAUUCAUCCACCCGCCGAUGCUGCCCCCGGACAGCUCGCCGAACGUCUUCCUGCACACGCAGGGCCUCCAGCACGAUGACGAUUCGCUGUUCGCGACGUACCUCCACCCGCCGAUGCUCCCGCCCGACGACUCUCCGCGCAUGGGCGGCCUGCAGUUGCACCCGCCGAUGAUCCCGAACGAGUGGGGCAAGUCUGCGGGUCACUCUGACUCGUUCUACGACACGCCCAUGGUGACGUUCUGAUGACUUCAUGCCUCUCAUCCUCCCGGGCUCCAUCUCGCUCACGGACGCUGUAGCAAGGUGAUUCUUAGCUUACUUGUCUCGGCCUGCGCGUGCGCGGGUACGACUGUUCGGACGCUGGCGUGUGUGUGCGUAUGAGUUUGGUACAUUCCCCGUUUCCAUUGUGGUCUCUACAAGCUAUCAUUCCCUCGUGUGUAGAUGUCUCAAUCACUCUGCUCCUGUCGCAUACCAGUCCGAGCAUCGUCCCGUCAUCGCAUUGCUGUCGAC